Molecule: messenger RNA, 1038 nt
Organism: Lytechinus variegatus (green sea urchin)
Lineage: Eukaryota; Metazoa; Echinodermata; Echinoidea; Temnopleuroida; Toxopneustidae
Product: beta-1,3-galactosyltransferase 5-like
Exons: 1
Coding region: 1-1038 (345 amino acids)
Cellular component (GO): membrane
Molecular function (GO): hexosyltransferase activity
Source: RefSeq, a predicted model, not a curated record
AUGACCUCAUGGCUCGGGUACAGUAUCACCAAGCACAACAUCCGGGGUUCGAUCCCCAAGCGUGAUAGAGAACUAUUACGAUUCGAAAAUAAUAAACAGAAGCAGUUAAUAACUGAUGAAAGCGUAGAAGCUGAAUCCGUAAGUGCUAAAAACCAUUCAAAGAACCUGGGUGUCCUCGCCAAGCACUCAUGGACACCCAUUUCUGCUUUACACAACUAUAACUACUUGCAGAAUAAUCGUCUCAAGUGCGAAAGCGCGUAUACAACGGUCAUUGCCAUCGUAGAGUCAGCCCCGGGAAACUUCGACCGAAGAAAUGUUAUCAGGAUGACGUGGAUUCAGCACGCGAUUGACCUCAAGUUUGCCAUGAAAGUCAUGUUCAUAUUGGGAGAGACGUCCGACAGAUCAGUCGGUUACAGGAUCAAGCAAGAGGCUUACAUCCACAAGGACAUCAUCCAAGAAGAUUUCCAGGAUACCUACCUCAACCUGACUAUCAAGACGAUCGGUGCCCUGAAGUGGGCCACACAGUCAUGCCCACGGGCCAAGUUCUUCAUGAAGCUCGACGAUGAUGUCGUUGUCAAUGUCGGGAAUCUGACUUGGUUUCUCGAAACACACGUCUCGUCGUCCAACUACCUUGGUGGUAUUCCGAUCUUCGGGGCCCGUGUGUAUCGCGAUCCAACCGAAAAAUGGUACACACCAAUUGAGAUCUAUCCUAACGAAACAUAUCCUCCUUACACGGAAGGGAAAGCGUACGUCAUGUCCAUGGACGUUGCUAAAAGGAUCUACAACCACUCUCAAACCUUACAGAUCUUCCCCUGGGAGGAUAUCUUCAUCGGAAUAUGUGCCAAACACUUAAAUAUUGUUCCCCAAGAAAUACUAUGCUUCCUUGAACGUGAUUUACUGAAAGUGCGAUUUGAAGAUAAACUUGUAAAGUCUAACAAAACAUUAGGAAAUGUGAUAUUCCUGUACGUCGUUUACGACCUUGACGUAGAAGAAAUGAUUGAUGUUUGGAGGGCAUGGAUGUCAAAUAGCUGGGAUUAA